This is a messenger RNA of Phymastichus coffea, 1545 nucleotides long. RefSeq names its product tRNA (cytosine(72)-C(5))-methyltransferase NSUN6. Gene Ontology annotation, biological process: RNA methylation. Gene Ontology annotation, molecular function: methyltransferase activity; RNA binding. Bases 163 to 1545 code for a protein of 460 amino acids. The record is from RefSeq and is a predicted model, not a curated record. The transcript has 7 exons. NCBI's taxonomy places the organism in Eukaryota, Metazoa, Arthropoda, Insecta, Hymenoptera, Eulophidae.
UAUAGAAACCACACGCCAAUUAGAAAUAAAAAGCGUCUGCUACAACCAUGUGUUGAUUAUGUCAAGAAACUAAUGUACUUUGACUUUGAUUACAAAACUGCUAAACGACUAAAAUAAUCAUUUCAUGAUACCCAUCGUUAAUGUGACUAUCUUAUUUUUAUUAUGAAUAUCGCUUCUUCACACACUAACAUUUUGAAAUUUAAAGAUGAAGUUCGAGAUGAAUUGUUACUGGAUUUGAAAAGAAUAAAACAUGAUGAUCUUUUGAGUGAUCUGCAAGUCGAAGAACAAUUGCAAAAUUUAAUUUCAUGGCUAAGCAGUACUCCUAAGAAUACUGUUUUCAGAGUAAAUACAAUAUUAUGUGAGCAACAAGUAGCUUAUAAUUGUAUCAUAGAGUCAUUAAACGAGAAAUACCCAGAGUCUAUGCUAAGUGUAACUACAUUUAGUAACAUUCCAGAACUUAUUAUUGUUAAAAGUUGUAUGUAUCCAAAAGAACUUGACUUAACAAAAGAACCUAAUGAAAUCAUUGUUGAUACUGCUUGCGGCUCAGCAGUUUUGAGAGGCUCUCAUAUUUAUGCUCCAGGAGUGUUGGGCAUGCCACGAGGUUUGAAUAUUGGUGAUAGUGUCAGUGUUUAUGUGGAUCUUAAACAAGCUUGCAAAAGAGGACUUGUCAAAUUGUACGAUGAUGAAAGCAAGUUAUUUAUUGGCAAUGGUAUUGUUAAAAUGAUGAGGGAACAAAUAUUCUGUCAUGAUAAUUCAAGUUGUAGUGGGAUUGCUAUAAUAAUGACUGAUACUAUAUCAUGCAUACCGCAACUAAAUGAAAAAAUACUGCCCAAGGGACACCUUCUACUUCAAAAUUUGCCAUCCAUAAUCUGUUCUCGUAUAUUAGACCCACAGCCUGGAGAAAUAAUUCUAGAUAUGUGCGCUGCUCCAGGAAAUAAAACAACUCAUAUAGCAGCUUUAAUGAAUAAUAAGGGUAUUGUGAUUGCAUUGGAAAAAAUAAAAAAUAAAUUAGAAAAAUUAAACUCAAACAUUGAAAGUUUUUUUGCAACAAAUGUCAAAACGUUUUGCUAUGACUCAACAAAAGUUGUAUGUGAAUCCAAAGAUACAUGCAUUUCAAACGGACCACCUUUUGCAGCAGAAAGUUUUGAUAGGAUUUUAUUGGAUGGACCGUGCAGUGCCUUAGGUCAGAGACCACAACUUCGUAAUUCAAUAAGCGUGUAUCAAUUACGAUCCUAUGUACCUUUACAAAGAAAACUUUUUUCAAUGGCAUUUGAAUUAUUGAAACCAGGUGGGACGUUAGUUUACAGCACAUGCACUAUUACUGUAGCCGAAAAUGAAGGUAUUAUUGCUUGGGCCUUGAAAGCAUUUCCAAAAUUAGAGCUACAAUGUGUCCGAGAAAAGUUAACGAGUUUAAAUGUAGGAGUAUUCGGUACGAUGGGUUACAAUAUUGACGGAUUAACUGUCGAGCAAUCAAAGAACUUAUGGAGAUUAGGUUGUGAAAGUGAUUUUGUUGGAUUUUUCAUAGCAUGUUUUAUUAAAAGAUAA